GGGAGCGGGAAGGGGCAAAAUGGCGGAGUAGGGGCGAGGCGGCGUGGCCAGCGCUCAGCGAGCCGCGUCCCCGCGCAGGAGGCGGGCGGGUCCCCGUGCGGCGGCCGGCUGCGGUGCGAGGCGGAGCGGGGACGAGGAGAAGGAGAAGAGCGUCGCUGGUGCCGCCGCAGCCGCCAUCAUGCCCAACAUCAAGAUCUUCAGCGGGAGCUCGCACCAGGACCUGUCGCAGAAGAUCGCGGAUCGCCUCGGCCUGGAGCUGGGCAAGGUGGUCACCAAGAAGUUCAGCAACCAGGAGACAUGUGUGGAAAUAGGCGAGAGUGUCCGUGGGGAGGAUGUCUACAUUGUGCAGAGUGGCUGUGGUGAAAUCAACGACAAUCUGAUGGAGCUCCUCAUCAUGAUAAAUGCCUGUAAGAUUGCCUCAGCCAGCAGAGUCACAGCUGUCAUACCCUGCUUCCCUUACGCUCGGCAGGACAAAAAGGACAAGAGUCGAGCUCCGAUCUCUGCCAAGCUGGUUGCAAACAUGCUGUCUGUGGCAGGUGCAGAUCAUAUAAUCACCAUGGACCUGCAUGCAUCUCAGAUUCAGGGUUUUUUUGAUAUCCCUGUUGAUAACUUAUAUGCUGAGCCUGCUGUACUGAAAUGGAUCAAAGAGAAUAUUGCAGAGUGGAAGAACUGCACCAUUGUUUCACCAGAUGCUGGUGGAGCCAAGAGAGUGACCUCCAUUGCGGAUCGGUUGAAUGUAGACUUCGCCCUCAUUCACAAGGAGCGCAAGAAGGCAAACGAAGUGGAUCGCAUGGUCCUGGUGGGUGAUGUGAAAGACAGAGUGGCCAUUCUGGUAGAUGAUAUGGCAGACACAUGUGGUACCAUCUGUCAUGCUGCAGACAAGCUUGUGUCAGCAGGAGCCACCAAAGUUUAUGCUAUCCUGACUCACGGGAUCUUUUCUGGGCCAGCAAUCUCUCGGAUCAACAACGCCUGUUUUGAGGCAGUUGUGGUCACAAACACGAUACCCCAGGAGGACAAGAUGAAGCAGUGCCCUAAAAUCCAGGUGAUUGACAUCUCAAUGAUCCUUGCAGAGGCCAUCAGGAGGACUCAUAAUGGGGAAUCUGUCUCCUACCUAUUCAGCCAUGUCCCUUUAUAACAGGAGAUGUCAGCUGCUGCUUGUAUGGCUUUUUUUUAAAACCAAAAGUUGUUCAGCUUGUUGUAAAGUUCAGUAGAAGACUCUGCUUGUUCCAGUGCAGUUCUCCACAGCUCCUCCUGCUUAAGUCAGCCUUACUGGCUCUGAUCCCAGCACUGGAGGCUGGAGGGGGGAAGCUCAUCUCUAACACUCCAACUCCACCAGCAUCCCUGUGCAUUGAGGCUCAGCAGUAACACUGACUCAGCUCUGCAGGUCUGUGGAGAGCGGGACUGACACAUGGCUAAUUGCCACAGUUGUUUUGGGGGAGGGUUAGAUGAUCUGGCAUGCACACCCUAAAUUGCUUGGGAAGUAACGCUCCCUAGGACAUGUUGAUGUGGAUCUACAGAAGAGCCCGAGAGACUGCUGGCUGUUUUACCACUCUGUACCUGACAGAAGCCCUUCAAGCGCGGUGGGGAUGGCUUGUAUCUUGACCAAGCUUAACCUUAGGUAAAACCCUGGGGGACACCUGGGAGGUGGUUCUGCUACAGCUUUCUCCCAUGGAAGGAGAUCGGUGUAGCUUUCAACCUUGAGUUCAUCUUAGUUAUUAAUGAAAUUAAAUGUCCUUUUAGCAUGCUA
This is a messenger RNA of Strigops habroptila (Kakapo), 1747 nucleotides long. RefSeq names its product ribose-phosphate pyrophosphokinase 1. The record is from RefSeq and is a predicted model, not a curated record. Gene Ontology annotation, cellular component: cytoplasm; ribose phosphate diphosphokinase complex. The transcript is spliced from 7 exons. Gene Ontology annotation, molecular function: magnesium ion binding; ribose phosphate diphosphokinase activity; ATP binding. Bases 179 to 1135 code for a protein of 318 amino acids. NCBI's taxonomy places the organism in Eukaryota, Metazoa, Chordata, Aves, Psittaciformes, Psittacidae. Gene Ontology annotation, biological process: 5-phosphoribose 1-diphosphate biosynthetic process; ribonucleoside monophosphate biosynthetic process; purine nucleotide biosynthetic process.